Venturia canescens is the source of this 1785-nucleotide messenger RNA. It is a transcript of the gene osk, whose product is annotated as oskar. The transcript is spliced from 8 exons. The record is from RefSeq and is a predicted model, not a curated record. NCBI's taxonomy places the organism in Eukaryota, Metazoa, Arthropoda, Insecta, Hymenoptera, Ichneumonidae. The coding region runs from base 143 to 1288 and encodes 381 amino acids.
UACACGGAUGAGGGAUUAGCGAAUAUCUCAAGCGAAACGAGCCAGAGUUCGCACAGUUUCGUCCUGGAUUUGACUGCGAAAGGAUCGCUGUCUCGAGUGUAAAAUUAUUAAAAUAUUUACGAAUCGCUCGAUCUUUUCGAAUAUGGAGGAAACAACGAAAAUAUUGAAAUCGUGCGUCGUCGCUCAUCAGGGUGGCGUGCCACAGGAAAAUCUCGACGACGAGUUCUACAAAUUCACCGGAAAUUACAUUCCGUACCUGGCCCUCGGGUUCAAGAGCCUCUACGAGUUUUUGGGAUCCGUCAAAGACCUCGUGAAAAAACGUAAUUCAGAAAAUAAUUUAGUUUAUACGGUCUGCGAUCCGAAAAUUGCCCACAUCUCGAGCAUGGUCGAGAAGCAGAAAAAUCCGUGCUGCGCUCCCUACCGCGCCAAGAUUCAAACGAACAAAAGAAAAGUUCCGAGGGAAUUCAGGAGAGGACGUAAAGCCAACAAGCGACAAAAAAACGAGGGGAGAAAUCGAAUCGGCCAGUGGAACCCGAUUCGCGAUCGAUACCACUCCAGCGAAGAAGGGGAGCCCGAUCAGAUGAGCGGCUCGGACGAGUGGUUCGACGACGAAUACAAUCAUCCAGUUAGAAUAAUAGAAAGACCACAAAAGCUAGACGUCGUUCACGAGCCACUGGUAAAUGGCAAACAACUCAUUGGCGACGACUUUUUCUUGCAACUGGCAAUCCGAAACGUCGGUGCGACCGUGUACAGAAACGGACCGUGCACAGCUUUGAGCAGCGGCCUUUGCAAGUCCGGGCAAACCAUCAAAGAGUGCACUCGACGCUUGAAAAAAGUGGAAGUUUUGGCGAACAAACUCGUCGUCAUGUUGGGCGCUGAAGAUAUUUACAGAGGCCACUCGAGCGACGAAAUGAUCGAGGACAUGGAAGAACUUCUGCUGUGCCUCGAAAAUCGUCACGCUUUUUCAAAAUCAGCCAUCACUCUGUGCACCAUUCCUCCCCUUGCGAAUCUCCACGUUCUCGGGCAUAAAAAAAAACUGGAGAAUUUGAAAGACUUCAAUUCUUGGAUCAUAGAAAAAACUAAUGCUUUCUGUGAUACUCGUCGCUUUUCUGGUAUUCGAUAUAAUCUCGUGGAUUUUCACACCAAAAAUACCACUGUCCAUGGCUCAACCGAGUACGAAUUUUUCCAACUGGAUGCCAGAAUGGUGUCUGGAACGCCGCAGCCUUACGUUCUCUGGAGCCAUCGAGGUCGACGCCUGGCAAUGAAUUUGCUCCGCGCUGGAUCGUAAAAAAAUGUUUGUACUAAUUUCCAUGACUCCAUUGACGGUACAAGAUAAAUGAAACUUCAAUUACUAUUUUGUAAUAUACUUGUUGUAAAUCGUGUAGUUUUAAUGUAUCAUGGAUUAUUCGAAUCCGAACCGGGAGAAGUGUAAAUACGCGUUAGUUAAUCGUUGUUUUAAACGUUAAAUAGUUUUCGUCAAAUACUUCAAUAUUCUGUGUUUAUUUCUGUGUAUAUGAAAAGUACGGUUUAUUUCUGUUAGGUUAUCGCUAAUUAGUCUUUCCCAUUGCUAUUAUUUUAAGUUAAGUAUUUUAAGUACGAUUUCCCAUUGCAAUUGUUAAGCUAUCGUCAAAAUAAUUUUGGAUGUGCAUGUUUAGAAUUAACGUUAGUGCGUAAUUUGUAAGUAAUUUGCGAAUGAGAAUAUUGCUGGCCAAUUUUUUGUUAUUUGAAUUGGAGUCGAAAUCGAAUGAGGUUGUACAAAAUAAACGUUUUAUUUCGAUCGAAUAA